Molecule: messenger RNA, 2187 nt
Organism: Amblyraja radiata (thorny skate)
Lineage: Eukaryota; Metazoa; Chordata; Chondrichthyes; Rajiformes; Rajidae
Product: proteinase-activated receptor 3-like
Exons: 2
Coding region: 187-1221 (344 amino acids)
Biological process (GO): phospholipase C-activating G protein-coupled receptor signaling pathway; blood coagulation; thrombin-activated receptor signaling pathway
Cellular component (GO): plasma membrane
Molecular function (GO): thrombin-activated receptor activity
Source: RefSeq, a predicted model, not a curated record
GUGCCACAUUCAUUUAUUGGCUCUUUAACCUUUUUUUUUAGCUCCACCCUUGUUCUUGGCAACACCCUAAAUCCAGCAAGAGACAUCUGUGCAUGUCUGUGGGUGUGUGCUGUCUCUGGGAAGUGUUUUGUUUGAAAUCAUCGCUGGGAAGGUUGUCGUGAGUUUCGCCAAUACGUUCGUUCAGCUAUGCAGACCUUAGAACCUAUGCCAAGAGCAGGCGGAGUGGCAGCAUCCAGUUCGGAUAAUGACGGUGAAGUUGACUUAAGUGAAUGGGCUGAACAUCAACUGACAAAUCCCGUCACCACUGUGUUAACUCCUGCCAUUUACACCCUGGUGUUUAUCGUCGGGUUCCCAGCCAAUGCUCUGGCCAUUUGGUUUAUGGCCGGCAACAUCAAGAAGCCUUCCACCAUUUGCCAGAUCAACCUGGCCGUUGCCGACCUCCUCCUGAUCCUGGCGCUGCCGUUCAAGAUCCACUACCACUUCCAGGGCAACAACUGGGUCUUCGGCGAAGCUCUGUGUCGGACGGCGACCGGCUUCUUCUACGGCAACAUGUACUGCUCCAUCCUCCUCCUCACCUUCAUCAGCGUCGACCGCUACUGUGCCCUGGUCCACCCGUUCUACUCCAGGCGGUUCAGGGGUAAUAGGUUUGCUGUAUCAGCCUGUGCUGUCAUUUGGGUCAUGGUUGGGCUCUUUGUUCUGCCAUUAUUCCUUGUGAAACAGUCCUUUAAGAUCAGCCUCACUAACAUCACCUCCUGCCACGACGUCUACCUGGAAAAUAUGCAGAAUGUUUAUUUCUAUUACUGGCAGGCCGUGGUGAUAAUAGGAUUCAUCAUUCCAGCCCUCAUCACUGUCGUCUGUUAUAGUUUUGUGAUCAGAAUGUUACUGCUUAACAAGAGAGAGUACAAAAAGGCCAAGGUCGUCACUGUUUUAACUCUGCUGAUAUACCUCGUGUGCUUUGGUCCCAGCAAUGUAAUAUUUUUCCUGCACCAAUGGAUCCCUGAUCUCUACAUCCAUUACAUGAUAACCAUGCCCAUCAGUAGCUUCAAUAGCUGCAUCGACCCCUUCAUCUACUACUUCAUUUCUGAUGAAUUGAGGAACAAAGUAAAGACGAUGUUCGGGAUCCAGAAAGUUGUCACUAGAUUUCGUAAUUCGCAGACAACCAGCACUUUUUGGCUGACUCAGAUGACAUCUACCAAAGGAUCUCCCGCGAAUAGUGUCUGAGUGAUCUGGGGUCGGGUGGCUUCGAAGAUGAGGCCUCUCUCGCGGCAAUGUAAAAGUCCGCAGCUCACCAUCUGACAUGCUGUACCAACCAAAUGACGGGCGGCACGGUGGAGCGCCCGUCAUUUGGUUGGCGCAGCUGCACCCGUGGCUUGUGGUCACGCGUGCAGUGCCAGGGACCCGGGUUCGAUCCUGACCACGGGUGCUUGUCUGUACGGAGUUUGUACGUUCUGCCCGUGAUCCCGCGUGGGUCUUCCCCGAGGUCUUCGGGUCCCCUCCCACACUCCAAAGACGUGCAGUUUUGUAGGUUAAUUGGCUUUGCGUAAGCGUAAAUAGUCCCUAGUGUAUGUAGGAUACUACUAGUGUGCGGGGGUCGCUGGUCGGCACCGACUCGGUGGGCCGAAGGGCCUGUUUCCGUGCUGUGUCUCUAAACUAAACUGAAGCAAAACAUUUGCUCUGUUUGGCCCAUUUCAACACUACAAAUGUCACAAAAAUGUUGUAUCCGACCAUCAGUCUGAAGAAGGGUCUCGACCCCGAAACGUCACCUAUUCCUUCGCUCCAUGGAUGCUGCCUCACCCGCUGAGUUUCCCCAGCAUUUUUGUCUACCUUCGAUUUUUCCAGCAUCUGCAGUUCCUUCUUAAACAUAUCUGACCUGAAAUGUCGUUUGUUCAUUUCCUCAACAGAUGUUGCCUGAUCCUCUCAGUUCCUCCACCACUUCGAGUUUGCCCAAUGUUCCAACUUCCGCAGUCAGUUAUGUCAUCAUAAAAUUCAAUUCAGGAGCAUCGGCACAAACAUUGAACGUUUUGUUUAGAUGUAUGGGACUAAUUUGCUUUUACCAAUAUUUACUCUAAAAUGACUCGAAAAAUGUAAUUAUUGUGGUCUUGUCAAACAUAAGGUUUAGCACUCCACGCCACAAAUCCCAGUUGUGGAGGCACUGGUAUCGUUGUCUGGCUGUAGGACAUUGAUCAU